This is a messenger RNA of Penicillium antarcticum, 1470 nucleotides long. Its product is annotated as fungal specific transcription factor domain-containing protein. Bases 1 to 1470 code for a protein of 489 amino acids. The record is from RefSeq and is a predicted model, not a curated record. The transcript has a single exon. Gene Ontology annotation, biological process: positive regulation of transcription by RNA polymerase II; DNA-templated transcription. Gene Ontology annotation, molecular function: zinc ion binding; sequence-specific DNA binding. NCBI's taxonomy places the organism in Eukaryota, Fungi, Ascomycota, Eurotiomycetes, Eurotiales, Aspergillaceae. Gene Ontology annotation, cellular component: nucleus.
AUGUUUCAGCCAGAUUCCGAAGGGCAUAUCACAGAUGCUGAUACGUCUGGCUGGCAGACAAGUGAAACAUAUUAUACGCGAGCAGAUUCUCUUCUAUCGCAUGAAACGGGUGCGCCAAGCUUGCCCUCGGUACAGGCACGCUUCUUGAUGGUACUUUAUCUUUUAAGUUCGUCACGAGCUCAUAAAGCAUGGUUCACAUUUGGUACAACAGCUCAACUGAUGAUGGCCCUGGGCUAUCAUAAUAAACGGUCACGGCUGGGAACCGAUCAAGAGGAUCUGAUACAAAAGGAAUGUCAACGCCGCAUUCUCUGGUGCUCAUAUACAUUGGACAAAUACCUCAGUGUUAUUUUAGGUCGACCCCGUCUUUUGCAAGAUGAAGAUCUGGAAGAAGACCUUCCUUCUCGAAUCAAUGAUCAAGAUCUAACCCGAAGCGAAAAGAGAAUAUCUAAGCGGGAUUGUUUAAUGGAUGCCCCUGUGUUUCAUACCGUGCUGGCUCGCAUUCUCACACAGGCUGCUAAAGAACCCUAUGUGGUCACAGGCGUCUCUACCAAAGAACAACUUGAUGUCAUUCGCCUCUUUUGUGGGAGAGUCGCCGAGUGGCAGGCCGAGUUACCGGCAUUUCUGUCUGGCAUCAUACAGCCCGACAGCUUAGUCCCUGGAUUGAGACGCCAACUCACGGUUCUGCAGCUAGCGCGGUAUCACGCAUUAAUAUUCAUUACUCGACCUCUGCUGCUCCGGAAUUAUGGUCAGACUUGGCCUGAAUGCGAAGCAAAUUGCCAAUACUAUCUCAGCUUAUGUUUGAAAGCGGCACGAGAUGCAAUUGAGUUGAUUCUUGCCUUUGUCCAAGAGAAGCAGCUAUUUCAGUCUUUCUGGUAUUCUCAAUAUAUUGCGUUCAAUGCAUUAUCGAUAAUCUAUCUUUACCUGAUUCAAGUUCAACGCGGUCGGAUCUCGCCAGUCAAUCUCCGCUUCGUCUCAACCCAGGAUGCCCCUUUCGACUCUCCAUUGGACGAAUCCACGCUCUACAGUUUAUCAGAGACCGCACAAGGUCAUCUCGCCGAUGCAACGGUCCGCAAUGCACCGCCAUGGAGAUAUAGCGUUAUCCUACAGGGUCUGCGCCGAGAGUUAACAAAGUUGUACCCGUCCGCCCCUGUUCAUUAUGAAGUCUAUGCUAACAUCCACAGCAGUCAAUACGUUACUACUACUACCCGUGAAAACUCGCCUUCUACUGCACAUCAGCGUGAUAUGAUUGCUUUUGCGCAAGCUGAGCAAAAUGAAUCGGCUAUGCAAGAUAUUCUACCAAGACAGGACGGCGGCGUGCCAGACCUAGACAAUGAUUCUCAUUCAUUUCUACUUGAUCCGCAGACCGAAAUACUACUGGACAAUCUUGCAACCGAUGAGGACUUGGUUCUUGAUUUCUGGCCGCAGUUUGAUAGCUUGCCUAUCUGUGGGUCUUCUAUUUUCUCGCUCUAG